Prunus armeniaca (apricot) is the source of this 2415-nucleotide messenger RNA. Lineage: Eukaryota; Viridiplantae; Streptophyta; Magnoliopsida; Rosales; Rosaceae. The record is from the annotation of a GenBank genome assembly.
AUGAGAGAAAUCUUGCACAUUCAAGCUGGGCAAUGUGGAAACCAAAUUGGAGGCAAAUUCUGGGAGGUUAUGUGUGAUGAGCAUGGGAUUGAUCCCACUGGAAAAUACAAUGGAAAUUCUCACCUUCAGCUUGAGAGGGUGAAUGUGUACUACAAUGAAGCAAAUGGUGGCAGAUAUGUGCCUAGAGCAGUCUUGAUGGAUCUUGAGCCAGGGACCAUGGACAGCUUAAGAACAGGUCCUUAUGGGCAAAUUUUCAGGCCUGAUAACUUUGUGUUUGGCCAAAAUGGAGCAGGAAACAACUGGGCUAAAGGGCAUUACACAGAAGGAGCUGAGUUGAUUGAUUCUGUUCUUGAUGUGGUUAGAAAAGAGGCAGAGAAUUGCGAUUGUUUGCAAGGGUUCCAGAUUUGCCAUUCACUGGGAGGUGGAACAGGGUCUGGGAUGGGGACCCUACUGAUAUCAAAGAUCAGGGAGGAGUAUCCAGAUAGAAUGAUGAUGACUUUCUCAGUCUUCCCUUCACCAAAAGUUUCUGACACUGUGGUUGAACCCUACAAUGCCACCCUAUCUGUUCACCAAUUGGUGGAAAAUGCAGAUGAGUGUAUGGUCCUUGACAAUGAAGCCCUCUAUGAUAUCUGCUUCAGAACUCUCAAGCUCACAAAUCCAAGCUUUGGUGAUCUGAACCAUUUGAUCUCCACAACCAUGAGUGGAGUCACAUGCUGCCUCCGAUUCCCGGGCCAACUCAACUCCGACCUCCGAAAGCUAGCCGUGAACCUCAUCCCCUUCCCCCGCCUCCACUUCUUCAUGGUCGGUUUCGCGCCCUUAACCUCUCGGGGCUCCCAAUACUAUAGGGCCCUCACAAUACCAGAGCUCACACAGCAAAUGUGGGACGCCAAGAACAUGAUGUGCGCCGCCGACCCUCGCCACGGCCGCUACCUCACAGCAUCCGCCGUCUUCCGCGGCAAAAUGAGCACAAAAGAAGUGGAUGAGCAAAUGAUCAAUAUACAAAACAAAAACUCCUCCUUCUUUGUCGAGUGGAUCCCAAACAAUGUGAAAUCAAGUGUUUGUGACAUUCCACCAACUGGGUUGGCCAUGUCCUCCACAUUCAUGGGAAACUCAACCUCGAUCCAGGAGAUGUUUCGCCGUGUUUCGGAGCAAUUCACGGUCAUGUUUAGGAGGAAGGCCUUCUUGCAUUGGUACACAGGGGAAGGCAUGGAUGAGAUGGAGUUCACUGAGGCAGAGAGCAACAUGAAUGACUUGGUUUCUGAGUACCAGCAGUACCAGGAUGCUGUGGCGCAGGAUGAGGGAGAUGAGUAUGAGGAGGAAGAGGUGGAGAUUGAGAUGGAGGGGUUACCCAAGCAAAGUCGCACAACGGACGUUGGGAAUGUGGAUAGUGAGAUGAUGUAUGCGCCUAGUAUGGUUGCGCCGCCAUCUGCGGACAUAGUGCUACCCAAAUCGGCUUCUAGUUCUGAGAGCUUCAGGGAUGAGCUCAUGAAUAAGGUAAAUUUGGUUCGAAAUGUUAGAAUUAAUGUUAAUUCUUUGGAGGCAGAAUAUGAGGGUUUGAAUGACAGUGAAAUGCUCUUAUUAUCAGACUCCUUGGGAGAUCGCAUACCUACAACUAUCUCCAUGCUCGACUUCAACAAAAAGUUGGACUUGUCUCGGCCUUUUGAGGCAUUUGUUCAAAUUAACAAUGUUUGGUACAAUGUGGAGUAUGAAGGCCUUCCAGAUAUUUGUUAUAUGUGUGGUCGAUAUGGUCACAAAAGGGAACACUGUGAUGUGCCAGAUGCUGCCUUUGUGGAGAAGACUAGUGCUGGAUCCAAUAUGGGUAAUGAUGGUUUGGUAGGAGGUGAUACUGUAAUGGGGAAAGAAGUUGAAGGCAAUGGAGGUCGAAAUACGGGUUCUAGAUUUGAUACGUUGAGACAGGUGGGUGAGAAUUUUGGGAUUAAUGGUAGAACUGAGAGGGUUAAGGCUACUCAAACUUUCACAGAGCAACUGGGAUCUUCGAUUAAAGAUGUUAGAAAGGGAUCGAAAGUUUGGACCAAGUCUAAGGCUAAUCAUGGUAAAGCUAGAACUGUCCUGAAUGACAUUUCUAAUAUGAAUGUCAAGGAAAAUGGGAAAGUGCAUGCUACUGUUGAUAAGGUGAAGGAUGCUAGCUAUUCUAAAGUUGGGUUGUUGCUGAAUAAAAGUAAUCUGGUUUAUGACGGUAAGAAAUUUGGUGGGAAAAUAUCUUUGACUGACCAAUUGAAUAAUUGGAUGAAUGAUCAGAAUGCAUAUCGAGCUACAGGGGUCUAUCACUUUGGCCAUCAACCACCCAACAUAGCCAUUAAUUGUUCUAAUACUGAGGAAGAGGUGGAUACUUAUGUCAAUGUUGAUUCUCUGGCUUCUUCUGCUCAGGAGGGCUUGAUUCCAACAGAGAAAUAG